This is a messenger RNA of Ylistrum balloti, 1266 nucleotides long. RefSeq lists its product as uncharacterized. The record is from RefSeq and is a predicted model, not a curated record. The transcript has 2 exons. Lineage: Eukaryota; Metazoa; Mollusca; Bivalvia; Pectinida; Pectinidae. Bases 1 to 1266 code for a protein of 421 amino acids.
AUGGACAAAUUCAUUGAGGACAAUAGGUGUCCAGGAAUACGCUCACGUCAACGACCACGCCACCGUCGACGCCCCACGCUGCACACCCACACCCAACGCCCAUGUCGACGCCCCACGCGCACACCAACGCCCCACACCCACACCCCACGCUCACGUCGACGCCCCACACGCACACCCCACGCCAAUGCCCGAUGCUCACGUCAACGACCACGCCACCGUCGACGCCCCACGCUGCACACCCACGCCAAUUGCCACGCUACCGUCGGCGCCCAACGUGCACAUCCACACCCCACACCCACACCCCACGCCAAAGCCCCACGCCCUACACCCACGCCAAUUGCCACGCUACCGUCGGCGCCCCACGCUGCACACCCACACUCCACGCCCAUGUCGACGCCCCACGCGCCACACCCCACGCCAACGCCCCAUGCCCACGGCAACGACCACGCCAUCGUCGACACCCCAGGCUGCACUCCCACGCCCCACGCCCACGCCAACGCCCCGUGCCCACGCCAACCACCACGCCCACGCGAACGCCCCACACCUAACGCCCCAUACCAACACCCCACGCUCACGUCGACGCCCCACACGCACACCCCACGCCAACGCCAGAUGCUCACGUCAACGACCACGCCACCGUCGACGCCCCACGCUGCACACCCACACCCAACGCCCAUGUCGACGCCCCACGCGCACACCAACGCCCCACACCCACACCCCACGCUCACGUCGACGUCCCACACGCACACCCCACGCCAACGCCUGAUGCUCACGUCAACGACCACGCCACCGUCGACGCCCCACGCUGCACACCCACGCUCCACGCCCACGUCGACGCCCAACGUGCACAUCCACACCCCACACCCACACCCCACGCCAAAGCCCCACGCCCUACACCCACGCCAAUUGCCACGCUACCGUCGACGCCCCACGCUGCACACCCACACUCCACGCCCAUGUCGACGCCCCACGCGCCACACCCCACGCCAACGCCCCAUGCCCACGGCAACGACCACGCCAUCGUCGACACCCCACGCUGCACUCCCACGCCCCACGCCCACGCCAACGCCCCGUGCCCACGCCAACCACCACGCCCACGCCAACGCCCCACACCUCACGCCCCAUACCAACACAAACGCCCACGCCCACCUUCCACCUCCCACUUCCCACGCCCACAACCAAACCAACGCCCCACGCUUACGCCAACGCUCCACGCCCACACCCACCCCACGCGCACACCAACGUCCAUACCCACUCCAACUAUAA